AUGUCAGGUGCCGGGAAUCGUGAACAAGUGUUCCCAACUCGUAUGACGUUAGGGUUAAUGAAGGGGAAAUUAAAGGGAGCUCAACAAGGUCAUUCAUUAUUAAAAAGAAAAUCUGAAGCUUUAACGCAAAGAUUUAGAGAUAUUACGCAAAGAAUUGAUGAUGCUAAGAAGAAAAUGGGUAGAGUUAUGCAAAUUGCAGCAUUUUCAUUAGCAGAAGUUCAAUAUGCUACUGGAGAUAAUAUUGGAUAUCAAGUUCAAGAAUCAGUUCAAAAAGCCAGAUUUCAAGUUAAAACCAAACAAGAAAAUGUUAGUGGGGUUUAUUUACCAACUUUUGAAAGUCAUAUUAAUGAAGAAAUUAAUGAUUUUAAAUUUACCGGUUUAGGUAGAGGUGGUCAACAAGUUCAAAAAGCAAAAUCAGUUUAUACAAGAGCUGUGGAAACAUUAGUUGAAUUAGCAUCAUUACAAACAGCAUUUAUUAUUUUAGAUGAAGUUAUUAAAGUUACUAAUAGAAGAGUCAAUGCCAUUGAACAUGUGAUUAUUCCAAGAACUGAAAAUACUAUAUCUUAUAUUAAUUCAGAAUUAGAUGAAUUGGAUAGAGAAGAAUUUUAUAGAUUAAAGAAAGUUCAAGAAAAGAAACAAGAAGCCGUUGCUGCUGCUGAACUUGAAGAAAAAGAAAAAAGAGAUGCUGAAGCUGAAAAACUUGCUUUAUCUGAAUCUAAGGAUAAUCUGAAACCAAAGACUGAAGAAGAAAUUCAGAAGGCUGUUGAAAAAUUGGAUCUUAAAGCUCAAGGUGAAGAUGAUUCUGAUAUGCUUAAGGAGAAUGAAGAUGAUGUUAUCUUUUAA
This is a messenger RNA of Scheffersomyces coipomensis, 843 nucleotides long. It is a transcript of the gene VMA8, whose product is annotated as H(+)-transporting V1 sector ATPase subunit D. The coding region runs from base 1 to 843 and encodes 280 amino acids. Gene Ontology annotation, molecular function: proton-transporting ATPase activity, rotational mechanism. The record is from RefSeq and is a predicted model, not a curated record. Gene Ontology annotation, cellular component: vacuolar proton-transporting V-type ATPase complex; fungal-type vacuole membrane. NCBI's taxonomy places the organism in Eukaryota, Fungi, Ascomycota, Pichiomycetes, Serinales, Debaryomycetaceae. Gene Ontology annotation, biological process: vacuolar acidification. The transcript has a single exon.